AUGGUGCGCCAAAAUGGCAGCAACUUUGAACGUUUAAGAAAAAAUUCUAAACAAAAAAAACAAAGUUGUGUUCGCAUCGCAAAAUUUUUCCGCAGACGAGGUUCUCGCGGUAAAGCUUACUUUCAAAUAAUAAUAAUAAUAAUAAUAAAAUAAUAAUAAUAAUAAUAAUAAUAAUAAUAAUAAUAAUAAUAAAUUUUAGGUUAUGGGCACUAAAGCAGUUUCAAUGACGUAAUGACUAAACGCAGUGCUUUAAAAGUAGAUAAAACUACAAACAGUAGUCAGUAGCAGAUUAAUUUUUUGUCGAGACUUAGACAUGAUAAUUUAGGAUUGGUGAAUUAAAAAAUGUGCAAAUAAUCAUCUGUUUUUAUUUAUUUAUUAAAUUAAUUAACACAAAUGUUGCAUCUAUUUCCCAGGUAUUUGCCAGCAAAGUUGGAGCUAUUUUAGUGGCUACUGUUACUUCACCAGUCGCACUUGUGGCUCGUGGCUCACUGCUGUAUCAAACUGUUCUACGAUGAGUUCCAGUUUGGUAACAGUUCACAACCAGAAUGAAAACGUCUAUAUUCAACACCGCCCCAACGGAGAGAGAUCCUGGAUCGGACUCAAUGACCGAAGUGUGGAGGGCUCCUUUGUGUGGACAAACAAAGAAAUAAGUAGUUUUAGGUUCUGGGCCCCACAGCAACCGAACGACUGGAAAAACGAAGAUUGUGUUCACACUCUUGGCGCCAGGCAUGGUUACACUUGGAAUGAUGUGUCUUGUCAUAACUGCUAUAACUACACUUGUUUUAAAGGUAUUAGGCAUACCAAGAUCAUUACUAAUUAUGUUUUAUGAACGUCAGUUAGAACAUAGUGCCACAAGACAUUCAACUACAUUAACUUUGAAUUAUAUAUUAAAUGGUUCAACGAACAUGAGCUCAGGGCAAGCUUUGUAAGAUCUUUUUUGCGGGUCACGUUUUUCCCAUAUGUUAUUUUCUCUCGACAGUUAGUUACACAGCUAUAUACAAAGGAAAGGAAUUCUUAACUUUUAAGAUAGGAUAAGAGUAAAGAGUGUUUAACCUCUUCACUAUGUGAUUUUCCCUUUUAGACUUGGAUGAAUGUACCACUGGUUCCCAUUCCUGUGACGCCAAUUCCGUUUGCCAGAAUAACGCGGGUUCAUACACAUGCUCAUGUAAUGCCGGGUACACAGGAGAUGGAAAAACCUGCAAUGGUAUAUUUAUAGAUAAUAAGUAAACUGAGGCCGCGUCCACACGAAUCCAAAAGCCAAAAGGCAGUUCUCAAAAAUAUCCGGUUCGUGUGGACGGAUUCUGAGAAGGCAAUAAAGUCAAAAAAUGGCUGAAGGGUGCAAUUCCUACGGGGUGUGAAACAAACCGUUAACACUGUCACCUGCCUUGUUUCGCAGAAAAAUAAGAAAAAUGAAUACUUUGACCUUAGCGACCAAGUGUAAACUAUCAGGUAGAUAAUUCAAAAUACUUCUGCGUUUUUGAUUGCGUAUUCCCCCAGCUAAUUUUUCAUAGCCAGCUACCGUUAACCAAAUUUGGCAGAUGUUUGCAGAUAUCCUCAGAGAUGAGACUAGUAAGACAUCCUCGGAGACCUAGGGGCAGUUAGUUAUGCCGUUUCUCCUGACUCGACUGAGGCCCCGGCAACACGAAUCCGGAAACGGCAUAUUUCUUUACACAACCGUAUUCGUAUGAACGGGGCCUUAAACCUAUCUGGAGCGCGAUGGGAAAAAGAUGCAGCUUCGGUGAAAGGAUUUAUAGGUUUCAUGUGGACGAAAGGCCGGUUCGUGUUUAAAAAAUAUAUAUAUUGGCUGUUCAAAAAAAUAUCCGGUUUUGUGUGGAACCUGGCUUGACUGCCCCUGGGUUCCCAAGAAUUUUAACGAUUAAUUAUUCAUCAAAAAAGGAUAGCCGAAGGUUUGGCAGUUCGGUUUUGGUAAUGCUGGAGAAAAUAGCGAAGAAAAAAAAAAGAGCCGAACAAAAACAGCAAACAUACCACUCGACCGAUGACAGCUGCCCAUGAAGAUAAAUAUUUUCCGGCUAGACUAAAUUUGCCCUUAUAUCCUGAAUUUUCCGAGGAAGAGGCAAAUGUUAUGCAGACGAAACUUUACAUCGAUGAAGAAAAGCAUGAUUUAAGGUUUUGAAAUACCUUCAAUUAAUCAAAAAAUGUUUGAUUCUGCUUUGUAUGAUAUGAAGAAUUAUGCAGGUCUCGAAGGGGGUAGCGAGGGGAGGGGAAGAGGGUAAGAAUAAGGAAGCCGAAUCCAAUAACUGCUGAAUAAUUGAUCAAAGUUACGCUACGUUACGCCAUCAGGCAUAUGCAAAAUCUCUUAUCUUUACGCCAAGCUUCACUACAUUUUCCCAGAUAUCGACGAGUGUUCUUCCAACGCCCAUAGCUGUGGCGUCAAUGCGGUGUGUAACAAUGCCGUUGGAUCGUAUGCAUGCGCAUGUAAAGCAGGAUAUUCAGGAGAUGGAAGAACAUGCACUGGUAAGGCGUUUUGAUCUUUUUCUAAAGGUAACUUAGAAGAAAGGGAUACUGAAAAUGACUCCUGUAUAAACUUGUUCAUGCUCGAGUACAGACGAAAAAGGUUUUUGGUAGGUCAGACAACAACGAAACCGACGACAGAAACAAUCAUAUACUUUGUUAAAUAGGAAUUAACUUAGAGUACUUGCUGCCUGGUAGCCAGCUGAUGUGAUCAUUAAAUGAAAAUAACCCAUGAACCCCUUAAGCAGCAGCCUUUCGCGUGCGGGGUCUGGGGCGCUGGUUUCGGAACGAGGAGGGUAUGCAGAUGGGACUGUUACGACUAGGAGUAUUAUCAUAGAUUAAGGAGUGCCUUCGACAUGGGUAAUAUAUUGCCGAAAAUAGAACCUGAUAGGUGACGUGAAGGCUAAAACGGUGUGUUACGUUUCAUUUUCUGGCUUUAAUUUGCAUUUUGCCUAUUUUGUUCGUUCGUUGUGGAGCGCUGUUUUGUGAGGAGUUUGAAUGGCCUGAGAAAACAGCCGAAACUUCGCGACGUCACCACUGUUUUCCCCACGAAAUGACAUCUGAGAAACGAGGGCAGAAUUUCCAUCCUGACGACGCGCCACUACCCAGCUGUGAGUAGUGCUUCUGAUUAGUUGAAGCAAAUUUUCAGCCAAACAGAUCCAGGUAGUGACGUCAUCAGGAUGGAGUUAAAAAGGAGCUGAGAAGCAUAUGGUGAACUUUGAUUUGUGGGGAGUUUUAGUUAAUAAACCCGGUUGGAUAACAGAAUUAGCAGUUUGUGUUUUCUUGUGACAAAGUAUGGGUAAAUAGUAGAGACAGGAUUAAUGCAUUAUUCAAAGUACUUUUAUCGCGACUCCUUCUUCUUUAGAUAUGUGAAACUUUGGAGAGCUCUUCGCAAAGAACGUCAACACGAUGCACUUCAGCGCGUCCACGAAAAUUGGCAGUAACCUUUCAAACUCUAGCCUAAGAAAACAACCGACAUUUCAAGACGCUACAACUGGUUUCCCCUCGAAAUGACGUUCAAGAAACGUGCUCAGAAACUCCAUCCUAAUGAUGCGUCACUACCUUGAUCUGUUUUGGCCGAAAAUUGGCUUCAGCCAAUCAGCAGCACUACUCAUAUCUGGGUAGUGACGCGUCAUCAGUAUGGAAAUUCUGCGCUCGUUUCUCAGAAGUAACUUCGUGGGGAAGAAAGUGGUGGCGUCGCGAAAUUCGGCUGUUUUCUCAGGCUAUUGAACCUCUUCACAAAACAGCGCUCCAUAAUGAACAAACAAAAUAGGAAAAAUGCGAAACCCAGAAAAUGAAACUUAACACAUCGUUUUAGCCUUCACGUCACCUAUCAGGUUCUAUUUUCGGCGAUAUGACUGUGUGUAUUAAAUCUCAAUUCUACGAGGGGCAGAUCCAGGAAAAUUAUAUUAUUACUUAUUUUCAAGCUGCCUGCCGAGAAACACGUUUUAUUUUGGGAAAUUUAAGUGACAUGCACAUGGCUGAGCAGAUGACGCAAUCACUAGACAAAACUUGAUAAAAAUAAUGGCCUAUUAUUAAAAGUCAUCCCUCGAAAUAAACCACGUGCUUAUCAUGUGACUAUUUCAUUUUCAUUUGGUCCUUGUUUGCAUUUAGUGAAAGUACGUAUCGCCUUAAUUCAAGGGAAUUUCUUGUCGCAUGCUUUCAAACUCUUCGUCUUGGCCAUAAAGUGUUCAUUUCUGAUUCGUUCCCAUAGAAUUUCUUUCCCUUACUUACUUAACUACGUUCACAGCUCGAAAACGAAAGGGAAUCGUUUUUGCGAUGAAAAGUCCUGAAAAUAGAGCGGUACACAACAAAAGAAAAACGCACGUGACGCACCCACGAGGAUUGAUUGGCUGCAAAGGCUGAGAGAGCGCAUUGGACACAAGGCCCUGCAAAAAAUAUAUGUGGGAGCGCCAUUUUAGUAAUCAUAGGAAUGUUUGGAAGGUCAAAACGUCCUGGCUAGAUGUGUACAGGACACCCAAAAAAGAGAAACAGCCAACCACACACAAAAUUGGGAGUUGCAUUCUAGUCGAACGAAAAAAUAGAUUUAGUUAAGAAAAAACUAAAAUGCUUCUGUUGUCGAAAAACUCAAUGCGUCAUUGUGUUCUCCGCUUUUCUUGAAGCACUCUGAAUUUCGCGUUUCUCUUUUUUCUUUCCAAUCUAGCAGGUUUUGAAUAGCCUGCGAUCCUUUGCUCAUUAGUUUACAACAAUUCAUCAGCCUCUAUGAGGUCCUGAGAUCGCAUGUUCGAUGAUAUAUCGGGUUCAUGCAGCGGUUUCUAUUAGGCGCGUGUAUGUGAUGAAACCACUUAUUGCCUCAACCCUAAUAGCUUACACUGGCCUAAACACACAGAACAAACCGCACGGAAAUUUGCCAGUGUAAACGAGCCUUUACAACGUACUUUAGGAACUUAACCCUCGGAGUAAGGCCCCCACCUACCCCCUACCCCCUGGGCGUUCCCUUUUCCAUGAAAUUAAAGAUUGUCAAGACAGUACAAACUCAAACAGUCUGAGUACAAUGGUUAUUGCCCAGUAAGUGCAACGAUUGUUGAAACCUGUUUUUGAUCAAGCUUAUGUUAUUUCAGUCCGUUUUCCUUGUAUCCUGCUUCCUCUUCGCUAAGAAAAUGGGCGUGAUUAUACUCAUUGUUAUUUUGUUUAUUUCCAGAUAUUGACGAGUGUGCUAGCGGUACUGAUGACUGUCACACUUCACGUGCUUCAUGUACAAACACAGUGGGAUCCUUUAAUUGUUCAUGUAACAGUUCUUACAUUGGAGAUGGCAGAACUUGCAAUAUACCAUCAGGUAUUUAGGAAAAGAUAAUGAGGAUAAUAUAAUUAGGAAGAUUUUCAUUUACCAAACCCGUGCACUAGUGAGUGAUGCACCAUGCGCUGACCUUGGCUGCUUGAACGGGGUUUUACGUUUAAAAUUCAUUGGACGGUUUAAAAGGAAAGCUUUUGAGACCUUCGACCACUGUGUGGUCACUCGGAAUACACUUGUUUGUUAACGAAGUCCUGCAGAAAACGGCCUUGAGAGGGCACAGUAUUCGGCUUGACUUGCGGGCAAGUCUACUUUAAUGCAAUUCAUGCUGUUACUUUAAGGGGAGUUGACUUUCUCGAGUUUGCUAAUUAACUGCGAUAGCAGUCACUAUCUCUAUGAAAAACCGAACAACAAUAACGAGGCGAAUUAUAAGAAUUACCUAUAAGAUUAGCAAAUACACGUGAAUAAGUUUCUGCGUCAGAAGUACACGAAGAAUUAAAUAAUCGUUGUUGUUGUUGUUGUUGUUGUUGUUUUUUGUUGUUGUUUUUUUUUUCCUGUCUUUGUUCAUUUCCGUUUUGAUGGGAGUCUUAUGGAGUCUUUAGAGUUGUAUUCUUGAUUUCGGUUCUGUAAAAGACUCAGCAUAGUGCCCGCCAAACAAAUCUUGCGGUGCAAUAUUUUGAGCAGCAGGGUAGGAUAAUGAGGACCCUGCUACGCGUCCUUUUGUCACUGGUCAAAUAACGGAUUCAACGAUCGACUUUUUUGCUUUGUUCUACAGUAUUUUGUUUUUCUUUGUUUGUUUUUACCCUUAAGUAAAUUUUAGCUACUUGCAAAAAAAUGGCUCAAAUGGCUAAUUAUUGCCUACGUCAUGAAGCCGAGUAAGACGGGAAUAGCUGACCCUUAAGCUGUAUCGGGCAUCCUUGCUCAAUGCGUUUGGAAACUACGUUUUCAUUAUGUGAUAAGUGACCUUGUAUAAAUAUACUAUAGUGGUUAUGCAGAGUGCUUAUAAGAAAAGACCUUUCAGUUAACAGUCUUUUGACAAUAUAACGGGCACAGAAAAAAACUCUGAGAAUAGCGAAUCUUUGUACGCAAAAGGCUUAUAAUCAAUUGUUAGUUGCCAGAACGUUUUUGUAAAUGUUAGUAUUGAAUGAUUGAAUCAGCUUCAUGAUUACAAAAUUAAUAUCGUUACCUGUAAUUAUUAAUUAUGGUCAAUCCUGAAAUGUUCAGGCACUUUUUUAUAUAUGCACGGACCUAUUUUCCCUGAGAAAUACUCGGCAAAGCUAAAGGCGGUACAUGCAUCCAUGUAUUCCUGUAUCAAAAUUUAACGUCGUAUGUAACAGAGAUAACUCAUCGGUUUACUAGCGCAAGUUAUGACGAUGCCUAACAUAUACAGCUGUUUUCUUCCUGUGUUUUUGUCGGUCAACAGUGAGGAUGUGGUUGCGGAAUUUAGAACAUGAAAAGAUCCCCUCUUUUGCCUCGAGCUCGCCCCGUGUAAGGGAAUGCGCAUUCCGGAAUCCAAUAAAUUUUUGCUGGUGGAAUCAAGAAUCUGGGAAAUUGCUUGUGGAAUCCGCAAUCCUAGGCUUUGGAAUCCGUAAUCCUUCUAAAGAUUUAAAUCCAGAACCCAAGUUCCAUUGACAAAGACUGGAAUCCAGUACCUGGAAUCCGGAAUUCACGGCGUGGAAUCCAGAAUCCAAGACUGUCUUGGGUUCCCUUACAUGGGGCGAUCGAGCUGAUGUACAACUAAAUGAAACGUUGCUAGUGACUGAUGUUAUUUCUCCUCUUUUGUGUCAGAAUGUCAGAACUACGGGAGUCUCAACAGCAGAACCCGAAGGACUUCGUAUAACUGGUACAACUCUUAUUGUGAUAGCAGUCUUGGCCCCGGAUGGUUCCGUUUCCAGGGGUCUGCCGGCACCAGAAUGGCAACAUCAUGUCCAUCUUACGGAAGUUGUGGUACCUAUUAUCCCGGCUGGCUAAGUGGAGGACACCCCACAGUAGCGGACGGUCAGGUCACCAGGACGGUGUAUUUCAAUAAUGGUUAUUGCUAUUCUUACUCAACAAGCAUCAAAGUGAGAAAUUGUGGUUCAUAUUACGUGUACUAUCUUAGUGGUACACCUGGCGGUAGAUGUAAUCUCCGUUACUGUGGCACUAACUAG
Porites evermanni is the source of this 7374-nucleotide messenger RNA. Lineage: Eukaryota; Metazoa; Cnidaria; Anthozoa; Scleractinia; Poritidae. The record is from the annotation of a GenBank genome assembly.